AUGUGUCAACACUGUCAACACGAAAAAAAAAUGUAUACAAAAUAUAACUAAUAAUCAAAAUUCAUUGAAAUUAUUUAUUACUUCUUGCUGUAAAAACCGAUUACAAACUUUUGUUAACAUAUUUAUCUAAGUUCCAAAAAAUUUGCAUGCACAAAAUGUCAAAGUCAUUUAGUGUAAGUAGUCAACCAACAAGCGAAACAAAUGGCAAAAAUUCAUCUAGUACUUCAACUUGUAACGGUGGUGUUCAUGUGUGUCCUUUCCAAUUAGCGCCACCUAUAAGUCACUUUACAUAUUGCGUACUAAAACGCGUUUGUCGACAAAUUUUAAAAGAAAUGCUUUCAGAAGAACAAGAACAGAUUAAAAAUGAUCUGAAUAAAAUACAAAACAAAGAUAAACCCAACAGCAAUACGAAACAUAAGCCUUAUCGCCAAGCAGCAAAAUUCUUCAUCAAUUGAAAGUCCAUUGACAACAAAAUUUCAUCACAAAGCUCAGUCAAAACAUUUUUUUAAAAUUGUUCCAAAAGCAACUAAAACAACCCAAACUGAGAAUGGAUUUGAAAACAUAAAUGAAAACUGCCAAACAAAUGUCAAAAUGAAUAAUUACAUGCCUCCAAAACAAAAUACGAAAACGGAGCCGAUGAAGAAGAAUAUAAGGAUAAUACCUGAACUCCAUAAAAGUGGUAUUCCCAUAAUAUUGAAUUUACGUUCAAAAGUAAGAAAUGGUGGGAAAACUGUAAAUGGUAGUUAGUGACAAUUACACAAGCAUAAUUUUAUUUUAACUAAAUUUAUAUACAUAUAAUAAUUAAAAUAUAGAAAUUAUGUAUUUUUUAUUUUAAUUUUAAACUUUGAAUUAUACAAAUGCAAACCCCAUCAACAAAUGUUCUAGACACAUUUGAAAAAGUAUGCCAUCGUUUUAUAGGCUUGCUAAUAAAAAUCUAUUUUUGUAAAUUUUACU
Eupeodes corollae is the source of this 954-nucleotide messenger RNA. RefSeq lists its product as uncharacterized. The record is from RefSeq and is a predicted model, not a curated record. The coding region runs from base 147 to 455 and encodes 102 amino acids. The transcript is spliced from 3 exons. Lineage: Eukaryota; Metazoa; Arthropoda; Insecta; Diptera; Syrphidae.